Onthophagus taurus is the source of this 1804-nucleotide messenger RNA. RefSeq names its product N-acetylgalactosamine kinase (gene Galk). Gene Ontology annotation, biological process: carbohydrate phosphorylation; galactose metabolic process. The record is from RefSeq and is a predicted model, not a curated record. Lineage: Eukaryota; Metazoa; Arthropoda; Insecta; Coleoptera; Scarabaeidae. Gene Ontology annotation, molecular function: galactokinase activity; ATP binding. Gene Ontology annotation, cellular component: cytoplasm; cytosol.
AGUAAUCAUUGAGAUAAAUUACACCGCUAAUACGGUUUCCUAUGCCACGGAUGCGAUUCUAUAGUAACCCUACAUUCCAUCAAAAAACAAAUCGACACCUGACAAAUUCAUAUUUCUAAAGUUCAUCGAUUAAUAAUCGCGUUAAACGAAUAAGUUGAGAGUGCAGUUUAAUUAAAUUUAACAAUGUCAGAGACAUUAUUUGAUACUUGUCCUGAAUAUUCUUUACCGGAAAGUGUUCGUGUUAAAACUGUGGUCGAUACAUUCACCGAGCGCUAUAAGUGUAAACCGGAGUUUCUGGUACAAGUUCCGGGAAGGGUUAAUUUAAUCGGCGAACACAUCGACUAUUGCGGAUAUGGGGUUUGUCCUAUGGCGAUAGAAUUGGAUAUAAUCUUGGCUGUGUCAACAACCGAUAACAAUGCUUUAAGAUUAUCGAAUAUGGAUCGUUCAUAUGAAGACUUUGCUUGCAGAAUUAAAAAUAUUGAAGUUAAAAUUGGGGAAGGCGCUCCGGGAUGGUAUCAGUACGUUUUAUGUGGUAUUCGUGGUAUAUUGGACAUUUUACCUUCUACUAUUGAACUAAAAGGAAUGAAUAUUUUAGUUCACGGUACAAUUCCUCCUAGCGCUGGACUUUCGAGUAGUAGUGCACUUGUAAGUGCUUCGGCAUUAGCGACAUCCUAUGCUUUUAAGUAUCCAGUUUGCAAAGAAAAAUUAGCCUCACUAUGUGCAAUAUGCGAGAGGUAUAUUGGAACUCAAGGAGGCGGAAUGGAUCAGGCGAUCGCAUUUUUAGCUACGAAAGGUUGCGCCAAGCAUAUAGAGUUUGCUCCUCUUCGUUGGAAAGACAUCACGCUUCCGGAUGGUGCCGUUUUCGUUAUAGCCCACAGUUUGGCUAAAAUGAACAAAGCUGCGACUACUGAUUUCAACUGUAGGGUCGUCGAGUGUAGGCUCGCUUCACAGAUAAUGGCCAAACAAAAGAACUUAAACUGGGUCGAAAUAAAAACUCUCGGACAGCUGCAACAGACGCUGGGCGCCGACCUCCAAACUAUGGCCGAAUUAGUCGAAUCGACGUUCCACGAAGAACCUUACACCAAAGAGGAGGUUCUCCAAGAGCUUGAAAUACUGGACGAUGAACUGGAAAAUAUUAGCCUUACGCCCAAUACGAAGCACAUUGAGAUGUUUAAGUUAAAACAAAGAGCUGCACAUGUUUUUCAAGAGUCUUUACGUGUAGAUCAAUUUAUUGAGAAUUGCAAAUGCGAUUGUUCGCAAAAAUCUAAUAAGGAAAUCUUAAAAACGCUUGGUGAAUUGAUGACUGCAAGCCAUAUAAGUUUACGGGAUUUAUACGAGUGUAGCCAUCCACAACUGGACAAGUUAGUGGAUCUGUCGUCGGAGCUGGCAUUAGGAGUCCGUUUAACCGGUGCUGGUUGGGGAGGAUGUGCAGUGGCCCUCGUCGAACCGGACAACGUCGAAGAGUAUAUGUCCACAUUGAAAAAGAAAUUCUAUUCGGAAAUGACAUCCGACGACAUUUUGCUCUUUGCCACGUCUCCAAACGCCGGGGCGUGCAUUUACACUAUAAACUCCGGAAAUUGAAUUGUAAAACACUUCGUUUUGGUAACACGCCAAAACUUUUCAACAAAUCUUAUUUGAUUUACAAUUGUAGUGGUAGAUGUUGUAAAAGAAUUUUUCUUUAUCAUAUUAAAUACUUUAUUGAUUUUCUUUAAAAAUUAGUUUUUCUAUCAGGAUGUUGCCAAAAUGUAUCACAAAAUGUUUAUAUAAAACAAUUUUAUUUAAAUAAACAGUAUUAUCGACGAAA